Molecule: messenger RNA, 1223 nt
Organism: Bursaphelenchus xylophilus (pine wood nematode)
Lineage: Eukaryota; Metazoa; Nematoda; Chromadorea; Rhabditida; Aphelenchoididae
Source: the annotation of a GenBank genome assembly
AUGGCUGUGGAUUAUUCGGACGAUGGGGUUUGCGGUGAGAAUUACGACACCUAUUUCCAUCGACAAUACAUUGACCUGUUCUUGUCAUGCCUGGGGCUAUUUUUGAGCACCGUUCAUUUGACGCUUCUUAUUUAUAUUCGAUAUGCUCAAAAGCAUAAGGGAUUCUUCUUGAUGCUAAUCCAGGCCUUCAUCAGUGUCCUCACGAUGGCUUUUCUUAUAUUCGGAUGUAUUAUUGACCUGUGUGCUGUGAGAUUGAACAGUAUUUUGGCGUUCUUUCGCGCCUACAUUUGGCUGUUCUUGGUGAAUGCCUUAAUUGCAACAUAUGGAUUUAUCGUUGUGGCCUUGUGUUUGGAUCGAUAUGUCGCCUUGAAUAAUCCGUUGUAUUACAAAUUGUGCUUCUCAAAGCUGCGGGCGAGAAUCUUGAUUACUUCUGUUUGUUGUGUUGUCGCCGCGAUUGUUUGCUUUAAAUGGCUGAUAUACAACAAGGUGGAAGGAGGUGAUGGGUUCGUCGAAAAUGAGGUUGUAAGUCAAAGAGAUUAUUUUGAAAUUCAAAGACCUCGGUUUCGAAAAAAUGCAAUUUAAAUGUAUAAUUUCGAAACACAAAAUCGGACUUAAAUUUCGUUUUACUUUUUAGGUGACUUCGACUUUAUGGUACAACGUAAUCAAGACAAUUUCGGCCUUGAUUCAGUACUUUGUCUCUGGAGUUGUAAUGAUUUUACUCAGCGUCAGUAUCAUCACCAAGCUAAAAGAGCUUGAUUAUCAACAUUCAAUGGAGCUUCGACUGGCUGAAGGCUCGAUGAAUGAAUGGACCAAGCACCAUAGGGUAAAAAACUCAAAUUUUCUCACCAUUAGAACUGUUAAAUUUUCGUUUUCAGACAACCGCCAAUAUCUGUAUAUUUCUCACAUUUUCCUACAUAGCCUGCAAUUGGCCCUACGCUUUGGCCGAUUACUUUUACACCCCGGAAGUAAGUCUCCAAUCAAUCUCCAGACAUGACUUUUUUCAGCUCUCGGAGACCAUUUGGUAUGGUAGUAUUGAGGUGAUCAUCAACAUCUUCCAACUGCUCUACCUCCAACUGAAUAUCUUCUUCUUCGCCUAUUGUAGUCACAUUUAUCGGCAGAAUCUCUGUUUCCUGACCGCCUGCACCACAAAAGAGUUGAAAAAACUGAUUUCGUGGCAGCGAAAGAUUCAGAUCACAGAAAAUAAAAGCCAAAACAACUGUUAA